ACAAACUUGGUUUAACCGAUUUUCCUGAUUGAGAGGUCAAUUGAUUCAACAACAAGAUGAGGGCUUUCUUUGUACUGUUGAUAGUCUGCCUGAUCCAUAUGGCAGCCUGUAAUAAUGGACCAUACACCGAACCUGAGGCUGAAUCUGAAGGCAAUAACGAAGUUAUAGUCCAGAAGGGCGAUACCGACGACAAUGGCGAUCACGGCGAUAAUGGCAAUGGUGACAAUGGUGAUAACGGCGAUAACGGCGACAAUGGUGAUAACGGCGAUGACGACGAUAAUGGUGAUAACGGAGAUAACGGCGAUAAUGGCGAUAACGGCGAUAAAGGAAAAGGGAAAAACGGUAAUGGUGGACGAAGACGAUAAUUGCAGAGAACGAAAUGACUUUGAAUCUGAUUUGAAUUGAACAAUGAGACAAGUGUCCUGUAAAACUAAAAAUAUUGAAAGUUAAUCACCAAUACACUCUUCUCUGCUUCUUUGAAUUGAACUAUGAGACUAGUGUACUCUAAAACCACACAUAUAUCAAGAAUAAAUUAUCAAUAGACUGA
This is a messenger RNA of Saccostrea cuccullata (small rock oyster), 547 nucleotides long. Its product is annotated as nacrein-like protein P1. The transcript is spliced from 3 exons. The record is from RefSeq and is a predicted model, not a curated record. Lineage: Eukaryota; Metazoa; Mollusca; Bivalvia; Ostreida; Ostreidae. The coding region runs from base 57 to 365 and encodes 102 amino acids.